CUUGCCAUGCUGGCUCAGAUUACGUUCCUCCUCCUCUUCCUACUGCACGUGCCGGCAUGGGUUCGAGGCCAGUACGAGUCGUGUAGGACGAUGGUGAGCACGGACGACGGCACUGUGUGGGAGCAACACGCGUGCCAACCCAAAGCAAGGUCUAUGAAGGAAUUCAUGAACAUCCGUGUUGAGCCACCGGGCAUCACGUGUGGCGACCCACCUGAAAGAUUCUGCACGCUGGAGAACCCAUACAUGUGCAGUGACGAGUGCGAUGCAUCCAACCCGGACCUAGCUCACUCGCCUCAGCUGAUGCAGGACCGCGAGCGCGGCGGUCUGGUCACAUACUGGCAGUCCCAGACGUGGCGGCGCUACCCGGAACCUUUACUUGCCAACAUCACGCUGUCAUGGAACAAAAGCUUGGAGCUGACCGAUGACAUCGAGGUGACCUUCGAGUACGGUCGGCCCACGGUCAUGGCUCUGGAGAAGUCUCUAGACCACGGGCGCACGUGGCAGCCGUACCAGUACUACGCCGACGACUGCUUGGACAUAUUCGGAAUGCCGGCGCGACAGGCGCGGGACCUCACGGCGACCAACGCGACUCGCGUCAUCUGCACCGAGCUGUAUUCGCGCUGGGUGGGUGCCAAGGGUGACAAGGUGGUUCGCUUCGAGACGAGGACCCGUCUGGGUAUCUUCGCCGGGCCGCGGCUACGCGACACGGAGGCUCUUUACGCGCGCUUUGAGAGCACGAGGGGCCUGCGUGAGUUCUUUACCUUCACUGACCUGCGUCUGCGUCUGCUCAGACCUGCGCUCGGAGGGACGUACGUGCAGAGGGACAACCUGCUCAAGUACUUCUAUGCCAUCUCUAACAUAGAGGUGCCAUCCAGGUGUAAGUGUAACCUGCACGCGUCCCAGUGUGUGUUGGAAGAUGGGAAUCUGCAGUGUGUGUGCGAGCACAACACCACAGGCCAGGACUGUCAACGCUGCAAAAAGGGGUUCAAAGCCAAGAGCUGGAAACCAGGAUCAUACCUGCCAACUCCUAGUGGAACACCGAACACGUGUGCUCAAGCUGGUACUUCCUCCGGUUCCAACUGUGAAUGCAAUGGCCACUCCAAUCGCUGCAGCUACAUCGACUACCUGAACAUCGUCACAUGUGUGAGCUGUAAGCACAACACUCGUGGUCAAAACUGCCAGCACUGCCGCAUGGGCUACUACAGGAAUGCCUCGGCGGAACUGGACGACGAAAGUGUGUGUGUCGAGUGUGGUUGUAAUCAGAUGGGUUCACUCCAUGACCGAUGUAAUGCCACAGGAUUCUGCCAGUGUAAAGAUGGGACGAUGGGCACAAAGUGUGAUGAGUGUUUGCCUGGUUACUACUGGAAACAUGGAUGUCACCCGAACGUAUGCGACGACGAGCUGCUGAUGUGCCACAACGGCGGCACGUGCCACCAGAACCAGCGCUGCAACUGCCCACCCAACUUCAACGGCGUCCUGUGCCAGGUUUCGCUCUGCAAAGACGGGAAGAAAUGCAUCCGCGCCAACCACGACGCCGCCUCCGUGCCUGCUCUGAGCUCGGCGUUGCUGGUGCUGUGCCUGAUCCUUACUCUCCCCAUGGGUUCUGAAAGCGCGGCCAGUGCCGGUUCACCGUCGCACGCGUUGGUACACAUUCAGGGUGGAGCACUGGAAAUGAUUUCACUACCGGGUGCUCUUGAGGUACCCAGGACUUCUCGCAGAAUGGAAGAAGUACAAUGA
Molecule: messenger RNA, 1737 nt
Organism: Trichomycterus rosablanca
Lineage: Eukaryota; Metazoa; Chordata; Actinopteri; Siluriformes; Trichomycteridae
Gene: ntng2b
Product: netrin g2b
Exons: 7
Coding region: 7-1737 (576 amino acids)
Biological process (GO): animal organ morphogenesis; substrate adhesion-dependent cell spreading; tissue development
Cellular component (GO): basement membrane
Source: RefSeq, a predicted model, not a curated record